Messenger RNA from Pygocentrus nattereri (red-bellied piranha), 795 nucleotides. RefSeq names its product nucleophosmin/nucleoplasmin, 2a (gene npm2a). The transcript has 7 exons. Lineage: Eukaryota; Metazoa; Chordata; Actinopteri; Characiformes; Serrasalmidae. The coding region runs from base 1 to 603 and encodes 200 amino acids. Gene Ontology annotation, molecular function: chromatin binding; histone binding; RNA binding. Gene Ontology annotation, cellular component: nucleoplasm; nucleolus; cytoplasm. Gene Ontology annotation, biological process: chromatin remodeling. The record is from RefSeq and is a predicted model, not a curated record.
AUGAGCUGUUCAAAGAACCGUCCGGCGCGGCUCAGCCUACAGCUACAGUCAGCGUCUGGGCGCUUGAGCAGGUCUCAUUUUUCACCCCGAGUUAACGAGCUUCUCUCUCUCAGCAGAAUAAAACACUGUGUUAACCGGAGCCUGAGGGGGCUGGCUGAAAUGUCCACCUGUAUCAGUGAAGAUGCUUCCAUAGGUUCGGUCAGCCUGUCGGAGUUAACCAGCUCUUCAUCGAUUUCUGACAGAGUCUGUGUUCACUGGGGAUGUGAGCUCAGUGCUGCCCAGAGCACGGCUGUGUUUGAGGUAGAGGACGAUCUUCUGGAGAACCAGUUCUUCAUCAAAACAAUAUGCCUGAGUGCGGAGGCGGGGGACGAGAUGCAUGUAGUAGCCGUAUCUGACGGCGUUGGCGGCUCCAAGCCCAUUCCGAUUGCCACCCUGCGUCAUUGUAUGCCCAUGGUCAGUUUCCCUGGCUUGGAGCUCAUGCCUCCUGUUACCUUCCAGCUGUAUUCAGGCAAAGGACCAGUGUUCAUCUCAGGUCAACACAUCACACUGAAUCCUACUGAAAUCACUGAGGAAGAGGAGGAAGCUCACAUCCUGAAAGAAUGAAACAUGCCGGAUCCUCCACCCCAUCAUCUGUGGGUCACUACUGACGAAUCCGACAGGCCACAUACACUGACUUAAUGAAUGACUGACUCAGCUUUGUUUUGUUUAUUUACCUGAUUGGAUUUGUGGGUUUGGAGAUUACAUCUAUGUGAUGGUUUACUUAAAUUAAUGUGCCUGUAUGAAUGUGGUGAAAUA